AUGAAGGAUGCAGAUGUGUCAAGGCAGAUCCAGCAGAUGAUCAGGUUCAUCCGGCAAGAGGCUGAGGAGAAAGCUAAUGAAAUAUCUGUUGCUGCUGAAGAAGAAUUCAAUAUUGAGAAGCUGCAGCUACUUGAAGCUGAAAAGAAAAAGAUCAGGCAAGAGUAUGAACGAAAAGCCAAACAAGUUGAAGUUCGUAGAAAAAUUGAAUACUCAACACAAUUGAAUGCAUCCCGAAUAAAAGUGCAUCAAGCACAAGAUGAUGCAGUGAUUUCCAUGAAGGACGCUGCUAGAAAGGCUCUUUUACGUCUCUCAAGUGAUAAGAAAGUAUAUAAGAAACUCGUCAAAGACAUGAUUGUUCAGGGUUUAAUACGCUUGAGGGAACCAUCUGUGUUAAUAAGAUGCAGAGAGGGUGAUCGUAAGCUAGUUGAGUCAUUGAUAGAGGAAUGUAGAAAAGAAUAUUCAGAGAAAUUAAAUGGUCAAGCCCCUAAAGUUACCCUUGAUGAUCGUGUUUACCUCCCACCACCACCUAAGAAUGGUGCCAUGGAUUCCCAUGAACCUUUUUGCUCUGGAGGAGUAGUGUUGGCCUCAGAGGAUGGGAAGAUUGUGUUGGAAAACACCCUUGAUGCAAGGUUGGAUGUCAUUUAUAGACAGAAACUGCCAGAGGCAUAUAAGGAAGCUCUUGUUAGCAUGAACAAUGCAGUUUGA
Molecule: messenger RNA, 705 nt
Organism: Sphenostylis stenocarpa
Lineage: Eukaryota; Viridiplantae; Streptophyta; Magnoliopsida; Fabales; Fabaceae
Source: the annotation of a GenBank genome assembly